Messenger RNA from Parasteatoda tepidariorum (common house spider), 3744 nucleotides. Its product is annotated as cytochrome P450 9e2. The record is from RefSeq and is a predicted model, not a curated record. NCBI's taxonomy places the organism in Eukaryota, Metazoa, Arthropoda, Arachnida, Araneae, Theridiidae. Gene Ontology annotation, molecular function: heme binding; iron ion binding; steroid hydroxylase activity.
GGUGAUUGGCGCACAUUACGAUAAUAUGUGCUAACCUUGACAGCUCAUGUAUUUAUGUAUUUCUUCCUGAAGUUUGAAACAGUUUCAAAGCAUUAUUUUGGGCAGUGAGUUCUUUUGUGUUCGGUAUUUUAGUAAUGGCGUUUCUGGAAAUUUUUAGCGGACCUCUGUUUGCUACAUUUUUAAUUGGAGUAUCCACUUUCCUCUUGGCUUUAUGGCAUUCCAUGAAAAAGCAAUCUUAUUGGAAAGAGAGAAAUGUACCCUACGUCAAACCACUUCCAUUCCUAGGAUCUCUUUGGGACAAUGUCACAACGACUAUGCAAGAUCAGGACUACAAAAGAUAUAAUACAUUGGGUCCGAUUUAUGGUGUUUAUGAAGCGAACAGUCCUACCCUGACAGUAGCAGAUCCAAAACUUCUCAGAGACAUACUUGUCAAAGAUUUUGCUAAUUUCCCGAACAGAAGAUCCCUCAUAACUGGUGACAAAAUUGGCGACAAUAUGCUCCCAAGUCUAGAGGGUGAAGAUUGGAAGAGAGUAAGAACCAUCAUUACUCCAACAUUCACAACUGGAAAACUUAAAAGGCUCAUGAGUAUUUUCAAAGACUGUGCCAAAACCUUAGUUCAAAAUUUCAAGAUGUCUGAAAUGAGAAAGGAGCCCAUCGAUGCCAAGAGGUUGUUUGGAGCUUUCACUAUGGACGUGAUUGCUAGUUCUGCCUUUUCGACUAAAAUAGAUUCUCAUAACGAUCCAGAAAAUACAUUUGUUCGAUACGCAAGAGAUGCUUUUGGUACUAAGAUCAGUUGGAGAUUGCUUCUUUUUCUGCUCUCACCCAAAUUAAUGAACUUCUUUAAGAUAAAAGUUUCUAACCCAACCGUCACAAACUUUUUCAGCGAAGUGACUGCGCAGAUUAUAGCUGAAAGAAGAAGGACAAAACAAACCAGAAAUGAUUUUCUUCAACUGUUGAUGGACACGGCUGAAGAGACAUAUAAGAGUGAGAAAAAAGAUGAUGUGGAUGAUGAUGACAUUGCUGCAAAGUAUGGACAAGAUUUCGUCAACCAAACCAUUUUUAAUACAUCGGAACAUAAAAACCUCUCGAUGGAUGAGUUGGUGGCCCAGUGUGUCAUUUUCUUUUUGGCUGGCUAUGAAACCACAGCAACAUUAUUAACUUACGUCCUGUACUGCCUGGCCCUGAAUGGGGACAUUCAAGAGAAAGCUUACCAGGAAAUUACACAAUGCUUAAAAGAGACAAAUGGUGAAUUGACAUACGAAGCUUUACACAACAUGAAAUAUUUAGAUAACAUCAUUUCAGAGACUUUAAGACUCUAUUCGCCAGCAGUGAGAUCUGAAAGAAAGGUUGCAUCAGAAUAUAAACUGGGUGACACCGGUAUUGUUUUGGAAAAAGACAUGAUUGUUGGCAUUCCUAUAUUUGCUAUCCACCGGGAUCCAAAAUAUUAUCCAAAUCCUGAGAAAUUCGAUCCAGAUAGAUUUUCAGCUAAAGAGAUAGCUAAAAGAGAUUCCUACGUGUAUCUACCCUUCGGACAUGGUCCGAGAAAUUGUGUCGGCAUGAGGUUCGCUUUACUUGAAGCCAAAGUCUGUCUCGUAUAUAUUAUCAGCUGCUUUAAGACUAAGCCAUGUGAUAAGACACCAGUACCCAUGAAGUUUAACCACAACGCUUUUGGUAUUCUUCAACCCAAAGAUGUUUUUCUGGCUACAGAAAUAAGAAAAGAUUGUCUACUCAAGCCUAUUCUUCCUCCUCUACUCAUCGACGUUGUGUUGNAACGGAGGUCCCAAGUUAAUAUAGGUCAAAGAACCAAUACAGUCGAUGACAAAUUGACAACAGACAGUUUUAAAGCAUUAUUUUGUUCAGCGAGUUCUUUUGUAUUCGAUAUUUUAGUAAUGGCGUUUGUGGAAAUUUUCGGCGGACCUCUGUUUGCUACAUUUUUAAUUGGAGUAUUUACUUUUCUCUUGGCUUUAUGGUAUUCCAUGAAAAAGCAAUCUUAUUGGAAAGAGAGAAAUGUGCCCUAUGUCAAACCACUUCCAUUCCUAGGAUCUCUCUUGGACAAUGUCACAAUGACUAUGCAAGAUCAGGACAACAAAAGAUAUAAUACUUUGGGUCAUAUUUAUGGUGUUUAUGAAGCGAACAGUCCUACCCUUUCAGUGGCAGAUCCGAAACUUCUCAGAGACAUACUUGUCAAAGAUUUUGCUAAUUUUCCGAACAGAAGAUCCUUCAUAAUUGGUGACAAAAUCGGAGACAAUAUGCUUCCAAUUCUAGAGGGUGAAGAUUGGAAGAGAGUAAGGACCAUCAUUACUCCAACAUUCACAACUGGAAAACUUAAAAGGCUCAUGAGUAUUUUCAAAGAUUGUGCCAAGACAUUAGUUCAAAAUUUCAAAAUGUCUGAAAUGAAAAAGGAACCCAUCGAUGCCAAGAGGUUUUUUGGAGCGUUCACUAUGGACGUGAUUGCUAGUUCUGCCUUUUCGACCAAAAUAGAUUCUCACAACGAUCCAGAAAAUUCAUUUGUUCGAUAUGCUAGAGAAGCUUUUAGUACUAAGAUCAAUUGGAGAUUGCUACUUUUUCUGCUCGCACCCAAACUAAUGAACUUCUUUAAGAUGUCAGUUUCCAACCCAGCCGUCACAAACUUUUUUAGCGAAGUGACUGCUCAGAUUAUAGCGGAAAGGAAAAGGACAAAACAAACCAGAAAUGAUUUUCUUCAACUGUUGAUGGACACGGCUAAGGAGACGGCUAAGAGUGAGAAAAAAGAUGAUGUGGAUGAUGAUGACAUUGCUGCCAAGUAUGGACAAGAUUUCGUCAACCAAACCAUUUUUAAUACAUCGGAACAUAAAAACCUCUCGAUGGAUGAGUUGGUGGCCCAGUGUGUCAUUUUCUUUUUGGCUGGUUACGAAACCACAGCAACAUUAUUAACUUACGUCCUGUACUGCCUGGCUCUCGAUGGGGACAUUCAAGAGAAAGCUUACCAAGAAAUUACACAAUGCUUAAAAGAGACAAAUGGUGAAUUGACAUACGAAGCUUUACACAACAUGAAAUAUUUAGAUAACAUCAUUUCAGAAACUUUAAGACUCUAUCCGCCAGCAGUGAGAACUGAAAGAAAGGUUGCAUCAGAAUAUAAACUAGGCGACACCGGUAUUAUUUUGGAAAAAGACAUGCUUGUUGGCAUUCCUAUAUUUGUUAUCCACCGAGAUCCAAAAUAUUAUCCAAAUCCUGAGAAAUUCGAUCCAGAUAGAUUUUCAGCUAAAGAGAUAGCUAAAAGAGAUUCCUACGUGUAUCUACCCUUCGGACAUGGUCCGAGAAAUUGUGUCGGCAUGAGAUUCGCUCUCCUUGAAGCCAAAGUCUGUCUUGUAUAUAUUAUCAGCUGCUUCAAGACUAAGUCAUGUGAUAAGACACCAGUACCCAUGAAGUUUGCCCACAACUCUUUUGGUAUUCUUCAGCCCAAAGAUGUUUUUCUGGCUACAGAAAUAAGAAAAGAUUGUCUACUCAAGCCUUAAAAUUCCCAGUGAUGAUGUUACUUCAAUGUUCCAUCUACAUAAAACUUUUAUCAUACUAUUAAUUGCUGACUAGUUUUUGUGAAGCAAUAUUGAUUAUUAUCUUAUGCAUGGUUCUCAAAAUAUUUUGGGAAAAUAAUAAGAGUUCGUGUAUUAUCAAAGAUUUUCAUGGUUUUUACGACGUUCAUCUAAAAUCAAGUUGUGUUUAAGAAGUACAAAAUUAACAUUUGCUUGCAGGGUUGUUUCGUAAUUA